Molecule: messenger RNA, 1228 nt
Organism: Rosa chinensis
Lineage: Eukaryota; Viridiplantae; Streptophyta; Magnoliopsida; Rosales; Rosaceae
Product: scopoletin 8-hydroxylase
Source: RefSeq, a predicted model, not a curated record
AUGAUCAGGGCUAUCACCGUGGCGGUUGAAGUUAAUACGGAUAAGACUAAGAGCGUGCUGCCAACUGCGCCUACGGCCAAGCAUUUGGUUGCACCACCUGGACUUGUCAGGGAUGGCAAUGGCGUGAAGGGCAUGGUGGACUUAGGCCUAUCCAAAGUACCUGAACAAUACAUACAACCACCUCAUGAGCGUAUACUGAAGCUUAAUGCAAGCACUAAAUGAGCUCAGAGCCUCAGACCAAUCGAUCUGUCUAAGCUUGAUGCGGUUGAUCAUGAACAAGUGGCUAAUGAGAUCGUUAAUGCUGCCGAGGUUCUUGGGUUCUUCCAAGUUGUGAACUGGCGGCAUGGCCUGCCUGUGGAGUUGCUGGAGUCUCUGAAAGAUGCUGCAAACAAUUUCUUCGAGCAAGCGCCAGAGAAGAAAGCUGCUUACCGGAAAGGUGUGAGCCCGAGCCCGUACGUGAAGUAUGGAACGAGUUUUGUGCCGGAGAAAGAGAAGGCUUUGGGGUGGAAGGACUAUGUUAGCAUGGUGUACUCCAGUGAUGCUGAUGCUCUCAGUCACUGGCCUAACGAGUGCAAGUAAUUGCACUUGAGUACCUUAAAAGAAUCAAUGCAUAUGGUAAAGAAAAUAGUGAAAACUUUGAUUGAGAAGCUCGGAGUGACACUUGAGGACUCAAAACUAGAUGGACUCGUUGGGUUAAAGAUGGUGAACAUGGUAUAUCCAAAAAAAAUAAAGAUGGUGAGCAUGAACUUUUACCCAACAUGCCCUAAUCCGGAGCUCACUGUCGGAGUUGGGCGUCACUCGGACAUGGGCACCUUAACCGUUUUACUGCAAGAUGGAAUUGGUGGUUUGUAUGUGAAGGUUGAAGAAGACAUGAAUGCUGGAAAGAAAGGAGAGUGGAUCGAGAUCCCUCCUAUCCCUGGAGCCUUGGUCAUCAACAUUGGUGAUACAUUAUAGAUACUUGGUAAUGGGAGAUAUAAAAGUGCCGAAUACAGAGUUCGAACUACAAACGCUCAAUCAAGAGUGUCUGUUCCGAUAUUUACCAUUCCAAAUCCAACAGAAAUAAUUGGGCCGCUGCCGGAGGUGGUGGCGCGUGAUGGAGUGGCUCGUUACAGUGACAUGGUUUUUGGAGAUUAUAUGAACAACUUUUUCGGCAAUGCACAUGAGGGCAAGAAGUCUCAUGAUUAUGCCCAGAUUAAUAAUUAGCUGCACGAGUGACUUGAUAUACGAG